CUCAUCCCUGCUGUUACUCACUCACCGCCUCUCUGUCAGCCAUUCUCAAGGUUACUUUAGUUCAUUGGGAGUGUCUUAUUGUACCACGUGAUCCUGAUGCAAAGUUACUCCAUGUCAAAGCUGCGCUCAGCUGCAGGGAUAGGGUGAUGUGCCGUGGGACAAAAUAACACAGCUUCUUUUAAAAUCAGACUAAAUAUGUAAUGUUUAAAAAUAUACACGAAAAUACGCAGAUAGCCUACAGGUUUUAUUUACAAAAAACAUUUAAAACUCAUUUAAAAAGCCUAUUUUUUAAAGGAUAGCAAUUAAAGGCUCGAAUCCAUAGCAUGGCUAUUAGAAACAAUUUGACAGAAUAUUAUUAUUAUUCAAUAAUAAAUAUUAAAACUAAAUGAAGGUUUUGUUCAUACGCAUGCAUAUAGAAUAGACAUUUCAUCCCCAGUAACCUUGGCGUCGAUCGCAUCUUCCUUCCGACCCAUAAGCCCUUUCAUUUCAGCAGGGGUGUCUGCCAUUGCGCAGCAGCCAACUAGGUGAAGGUGGAAAGAUCCACCAGGAGGAAGGAUGCUUCAAUAGGCUAGGGUUUGUUUCUUCAGUGCGCUCCACAUUUAAAAACCCACUGGACGCCAUCUCCUGCCCAGCUCCCCCACUGUGGUCUGCCUCAGAUAUAUUGUUGCCCCCCCUCCUUAAUCUCCCAGAUUGUCGGCGACUUGCUGCAGUCGAUGCUGCAGUUCUGAGCCGCUCCUGCACCGGCACAGCUGACUCAAUGAGAAAGACAUGCUCGCAUUCGUUUUGGUCUCUGGGUCGCUCUGGAUUAUAUUAGAGCUGAGUUCCACCCUGAUGGAGAAGAUGCAGGCCAAGGAGAUGAUGAGCGGCCUGAGGUUACCGGAGAUGGACGAGCUGGGGCAGUUCUUUCGCUCCCUGCCGACCUCCACGCUGGUGGGCAUCGGCGCUCUGACUGCCGUGAUGGCAUACUGGUUGGCCACCAGACCCCGCCCCAUCAAGCCUCCCUGCAGCCUGCUGCACCAGUCAGAGGAGGUGCCGAAUGAAGAUGGAGGCCGCAGGUCUAUGAUGGGUGACAGCUCCAAGCUGCUGACUCAUUACCAUGAUGAUGCCAGGACCAUGUACGAGGUCUUCCAGAGAGGCCUUCACAUAUCUGGUGAUGGACCAUGCCUAGGCUCACGUCUCCCUAACCAGCCUUACAAAUGGAUAUCCUACAAAGAGGUGACGGCCCGGGCUGAGCAUCUGGGUUCAGGCCUUCUGCACCAGGGCUGCCAGCCCGACCCCAACCAGUUCAUUGGAGUGUUCGCCCAGAACAGGCCAGAGUGGAUCAUCUCAGAGCUAGCUUGCUACACCUACUCCAUGGUGGUGGUUCCCCUUUAUGACACACUGGGCCCAGACGCCAUACGGUUCAUCAUUAACACUGCUGACAUCUCUACAGUCAUCUGUGAUAAAGUAGAGAAAGCUCAGGUACUUCUGGAGAACGUGGAGCGGAAGGAGACUCCGAACCUGCAAAGAAUCAUUCUAAUGGAUGAAUUUGACUCCGCCCUCGUGGAGCACGGAAAUCGAUGCGGCGUCCACAUCCAGGCAAUGCAGGAAGUUGAGGCUUUGGGCAGAGAGAACCACAGAAAACCUAUACCACCAGCGCCAGACGAUUUGUCAAUUGUGUGUUUCACCAGUGGAACCACAGGAAAUCCAAAGGGAGUUAUGCUCACCCAUGGGAACGUGGUGGCAGAUUUCUCAGGCUUCCUUAAAGUAACAGACAAAGUCAUUUUUCCCAACCAAGAUGAUUGUCUCAUUUCCUUUCUGCCACUGGCUCACAUGUUCGAGAGGCUCAUUGAGUCUGUGGUGUACUGCCAUGGAGGACGGAUCGGGUUCUAUCAGGGUGACAUCCGUCUCCUCCCAGAUGACAUGAAGGCCCUGCGACCGACCAUCUUCCCUGUGGUGCCUCGACUGCUCAACCGCAUGUAUGACAAGAUCUUCAGCCAGGCUAACAGUCCGUUGAAGCGCUGGCUGCUCAACUUUGCUGCUAAGAGAAAAGGUGCUGAAGUCAGCAGGGGGAUCAUUCGCAGUGACAGCAUCUGGGACAAAAUCUUCUUCAGUAAGAUUCAGGCCAGCCUCGGAGGGAGACUGAGGAUGAUAAUAACAGGAGCGGCUCCUACCUCGCCCACUGUCCUGGGAUUUCUCAGAGCAGCUCUGGGUUGCCAGGUGUACGAGGCGUACGGCCAGACAGAGUGCACAGCUGGCUGCACCUAUACCACACCUGGAGACUGGACUCCAGGUCAUGUUGGGGCCCCGCUGCCGUGUAACCUCAUCAAAAUGGUGGAUGUUCCUGAGAAGAACUACUUUGCCUCUAAGGGAGAGGGAGAGGUUUGUGUGAAGGGACCAAACGUGUUUAAGGGCUACCUCAAAGACCCAGAGAGGACGGCCGAGACGCUGGACGCAGAUGGCUGGCUUCACACAGGAGACAUCGGCAAAUGGUUGCCUAAUGGCACACUGAAGAUCAUUGACAGGAAGAAGCACAUCUUCAAGUUGGCGCAGGGCGAGUACAUCUCCCCAGAGAAGAUCGAAAACAUCUACAUCAGGAGCGAGCCUGUGGCACAGCUCUAUGUUCAUGGAGAUAGCCUGCAGUCCUGUUUGGUGGGAAUUGUUGUUCCUGACCCUGAAGUCAUGCCAGAAUGGGCCAAGAAACAAGGCAUAUAUGGCACCUAUAAGGACCUCUGUAAAAACACGGAAUUAAAGAAGGCGAUCCUUAAAGAUUUGGUGAAUCUGGGCAAGGCCAGUGGCCUCCACUCUUUUGAGCAGGUGAAGAACAUCUACAUCCACAAUGAGAUGUUUUCCAUUGUAAACGGCCUCCUGACUCCAACACUAAAGGCCAAGAGACCGGAGCUGAAGGAGUACUUCAAGGAGAAGAUCGACCGGCUCUAUAGCAGCAUCUCUAUGUGAAGGCCGGCAGAACUCAUUUUCCUUCAAGCAUCUUAACACAAAGAUCAGCUUUGACCUGCAGUAGGACAAAGAUGUGUCACCCUGGGCUUAAAAUGCUUUGGGGAAAAAAAAACAGGCCCUUGUUUGGAAGAUUUAAAAUGCCUAAAUGAAAAAAGAAAUAAUGUGAAAUACAAUACAAAUUGUUACAUGUUAUUCAGAAAAAAAUAGUUUUUAGUCUGCCAACUGAAUUAUUUUUCAUUGUGACGAUGACUUUUCUAUGCAGAAUUUAAACAAAAACAAAACAAACAAAAAAUAAACCGAAGUGGUGCAUUUCUAUGUUGUCCAGCAGAUGGUAGUAUAAACCUGCCACCACUAAAAACAAAGCAGUGUCAUUUUUGUUCAGCAGAAAUAAAAUGGAGUUGUCCAGUCAAGUGCGGGUGGUGAGAGAGACACUACUUAAGAUGUUUAACUUUAAUUUUUUAUUUAUGACUAAAAGCAUAGAGAAAAAUGAAAUGCAUAUUACAACGUGUAUUGUAAUUCACUUUAAUUCUUUGUUUCAUUUGUUUUAAUUUAGGCAUGUGGUAUCUUCUAUAUAUUGCUACCUGCUAUUCACCCAACCACACCAUCAACUGCUCUGUCCCAAGCACCAAAAGUCAUCAACACUUUUAUUUUGAGCGAUCCACUUCUACUUCCUGUCAAUCUGCUUCUCCUCUCUUCUCUAUUAGUUUAAACCCACCAGCCAGACACACCUAAAUCCACAGUUGUACGACAGCAAGCGUGAUGUCUUUGUGUAUAGUGUAGCUCAAGGAGAUGUCUUGCUGAUUACUUGUGUGACAGUAAUGGACUUCAUCCAAGUGGAAAACAGUAGAUUUUCCUUUAAUCGAAAAAGCUGCUGACAGUAGUACCACUGUUGUCCCCUGAUCUAGCACAGCAAAGAUUAAACUGUCAACCCAGAGAUUGUGCAAUUUGACCAAAACUGCAGCCUCGUGUAUGAGGUCAGAAUUAAAAUAAGGUAGAGAGAGUAGCAGCUUCUGCCUUACAAAUCAUUGCUGUCUACACUGCUCCAUGUAGAGCAUCUCAAUGUUUGAGCCA
Molecule: messenger RNA, 4008 nt
Organism: Centropristis striata (black sea bass)
Lineage: Eukaryota; Metazoa; Chordata; Actinopteri; Perciformes; Serranidae
Gene: acsl6
Product: acyl-CoA synthetase long chain family member 6
Exons: 21
Coding region: 769-2937 (722 amino acids)
Biological process (GO): long-chain fatty-acyl-CoA biosynthetic process; long-chain fatty acid metabolic process; very long-chain fatty acid metabolic process
Cellular component (GO): membrane; endoplasmic reticulum
Molecular function (GO): arachidonate-CoA ligase activity
Source: RefSeq, a predicted model, not a curated record